ACUGGAUUUCACUAGUGUGAUAACAAAUGAAUCACAACUCGUUUCGUCUUAUUUAAAGAUUAAUAUCUGCAACAAGUGGUUGACAAUCUUGAAGAUAACGUUGGAGAGUUUCGGACAGUUAAAGAGGCUAAAAGUUUUGUCAAAAAUAGCUCUUCAUCUGCUGAUUAAGAUGCAAUUAUCACUUCAAAGAUUACUAUGAAAACAACCAGAGGAGUAUAAAAUCUCAGUUUGUGUGCUAAAGGAAUAAGUUGAUUCCCUGCUUUUUGUGCUGUGGAUUUUAGUCUUUUGGAACGAUGGAUGCUAAACCUUGUGAUGCUACUAACGAUAUGAACGGAGUUCAUCGAACCAUGUAUUGAAAAUAACAUGGAAUCGGUUGUCUUGGGCUUCAAGAUCCAAAACUUCUCGACAUAUAAAUAUUACAACAAGACGAGAAGAAAAUGGGUCAGCAAAAGGAAGAAACAGGUGGAAAUGGGAAAGGCUUCUUAUUAACCUUAAAAAACACAUUCAGCCAGACUACGGUGGAGCCUUACCUUUUCUUUUGUCUCUUGGGAUACACAGCGAGACUCGUAUCUUUCCAGAGUCUCCUCAUGGACAGGUCCUGCAGGAACAUCUACGAGUUCGGUGACGAAAUCUGUGGAGAUCUUGACAAACAUUUAAAUGAAAAACUCAAAAGCUCCACAUCCGGAAACAAUCUUUACACUGGAGUGAUGCUACUGGGAAGCCUGCCUGCUGCCAUUGUUGCCGUCUUCUUGGGGCCUUGGAGUGACAAGUAUACAAGGAAGUAUCCAAUGAUUAUGUCAGCAACAGGCAUGUUCCUAGAGGCCCUUGCUAGUGCCAUUCUUACCUUCUUUCCGGGGGUUUCUCCCAUAUGGUACGUCGCUGCGUCCAUCUUCACUGGUCUUUCUGGGGGAUUCAUCAUCAGCGUAUCUUCUGCAGCUAGUUAUAUAUCUGACAUUACUGACGAAAGAAGCAGAGCAGGUCGUUUUGCAGUUGUGGAAUUCGCUAACAUCUGUGCCAUCGUCAUCGGCAACUUAAUUGGAGGCCAAAUUUACAAGAGCUACGGUUACCUGGAAGUGUUGGCCAUCUCUCCCAUCAGCUUCGGUUGUGCCAUACUCUACGCCAUUAUCUUCAUAAAAGAAACCAAAUCUCCAAUCCCAAAGGAGCGAAUAUGUGAGGUUAUGCGUGAUCUUUUAAGACUGGAUAAUAUCAAACAAAGCUAUAACACAUGCUCCAAAAAACGUCCCGGAAGCAUUCGAUUACAGAUCUGGUUGUUGAUCUAUAUCAGUUUUUGGCAAAGAUUCACAGAUAUGGGAAUGGUAUCGAUUCUCUUUUCAUUUACCAACAAAAUGUACGAAUGGGAUGUUACAGACGUAUCCAAUGCCUCCAUAUACUUCUACAUUGUAAACGCCAUUGUGACAGUAGUGUUUAUUCCUGUGAUGAGCAACAAAUUAAAACUCCAUGAAGCUGCCUUGGGUUUUUGUGGAAUGCUUUCGAUGCUUUCCAAAGUGUUCGUUACAUCCUUGGCAUUCAAAGAAUUCUUGUUUUAUUUCGCAUGGUUUAGUGGAACUUUGUCUACAGCAUCUUAUAUAAGUGUUAAAUCAAGAUUGUCGAAACUAGUGCGUAAAGAAGAACUCGGGAGUGCAUUUUCUCUAUUGGGCACCUGUGAGUCUAUAACACCUCUUCUGGGGUCUACGGCUCUCUUGCAAAUCCUCAACGCAGCCCCUGACUCCUUCGUCGGUCUUCCUUUUGCCGUUGCUGGAUUGCUUCUGAUUCCUUGCUUAUUCAUAUAUGUGUGGAUGAUGGGUCUUCCAACAGUAUCUUUUUCAGAUUUUGAGAGAGAUGUAGAGAAUGUAAAAGCGACACCUUUGCAAAAUGUUACCACUUCAACGUACAAUAGAUUGCAGGAAGAAAAAUUUUAACUAGAACCUUUGAAAUAAUUCAAAGAAUCAGAUCACAAAACUAUUUAGAAAGACACAAUCUCUUAGUAUUUCCAAAUGCAGAUUGUGAUGUAUGUAUCCACAAAAUAUCUUUUGUAAAUUCUUCAAAUUAGUACUGUAUGUUUGUGGUUAUUUUUUUUAGUGGUGAGCUGAAAGUUUAUUUUAUGAUUUCUACUUGUAAUGUGAGUGGUAAGAAAAGUUCACAAAACCAUUUUGAAAUGUCCAAACUCUUGGAAUGUCCAAAUGCAGAUUUUGUUGCAUGUAUCCAUAAGAAAAUCUUUUGUAGAAUUCUUCAAAUUAUUAUUGUAUAUUAGUGGUUAUUUUUUUAGUAAUAUGAACUGGAAGUUAUUUUUAUGAUUUUUACUUGCAAUAAAAUAUAAAUUUUUAUAU
This is a messenger RNA of Argiope bruennichi, 2327 nucleotides long. RefSeq names its product proton-coupled folate transporter-like. Gene Ontology annotation, biological process: transmembrane transport. The transcript has 7 exons. NCBI's taxonomy places the organism in Eukaryota, Metazoa, Arthropoda, Arachnida, Araneae, Araneidae. The coding region runs from base 438 to 1919 and encodes 493 amino acids. The record is from RefSeq and is a predicted model, not a curated record. Gene Ontology annotation, molecular function: transmembrane transporter activity. Gene Ontology annotation, cellular component: membrane.